Molecule: messenger RNA, 1550 nt
Organism: Cyprinus carpio (common carp)
Lineage: Eukaryota; Metazoa; Chordata; Actinopteri; Cypriniformes; Cyprinidae
Gene: olah
Product: oleoyl-ACP hydrolase
Biological process (GO): lipid biosynthetic process
Source: RefSeq, a predicted model, not a curated record
AUCUGGUGGUUUUAUUAAUCCUUUUGUUGUAUUGAUGUCAUUUCUAUUUUCUAAAACAGAAGGAUCAAUUAAUUAAAAUGCAUUUUUUUUCUUAAAUCAUCCCAUACGAAAGAUUAAAUCAUUUGGGCAUAAAUCAACUGCUUACAUAUUGAAGUAUGUAAAUAACUAGCUGCAUGAAGUCGUGAAUGUACGCCAGAAUGCUGAUAAACUACAAAAAGCUCAAACCUUAUAUAUACGUGCCACUCAAUUAAAAUUUUAUUCUAUUAUAUCCAUGUGAUUGAUUAAGCUAAAAUUCAGCUAAACGAGCAUUGAGAUCAAUAACUUAAAAUCUGUGUAUCUCACUAACAUGUGGAAUAUUCUCUCCAGAGGAAUGGAUAAAGUCAUAACCUGUUUCAACAAGCGCCCAGAUGCUUCGGUCCGUCUCAUCUGUUUUCCCUGGGCAGGUGGAGGCUCCAUCUAUUAUGCUCGCUGGGCCAAAACCCUUAACAGCUCUAUUGAAGUGUACUCAGUUCGAUUGCCAGGCAGAGAAGGAAGAGCUAAGGAACCAUUUUUUCAGAAUAUGCAGGAAAUCAUUGAUGAGGUCAUCGGUGUGCUUCUUCCACAUCUCAGAGAAAAGCCAUUUGCACUCUUUGGACAUAGUUUUGGAGCUAUGACCUGCUUCGCUUUUGCCGAACACGUAAAGAAGGUCUACAACCUUGAGCCGAUCCACAUGUUUCUCUCUGGAGCCUCCGCACCAUAUUCUGAAGCAAGACUGCAGGCACCAAGAAGAAGUCAUCUGUCAGAUCAAGAGUUUCUUGUGUGGGUCACUUCUAUUGGAGGCACACCACCAGAGAUACUGGCCAAUGCUGAGCUCGCCAAACUCUUCUUACCUGCGCUGAAAGCAGAUCUCUGUGUAGUGGACAAUUAUAGAUGUAGCAGACCAUCAACACCCUUCCUGUCAUGUCCAGUAUCAUGCUUUGACGGAAAAGAGGAUGCACCCCAUGACUUACAAGCUUGGAAGGACAUGACAAGUGGUGACUUCACUGUGCAGAUGCUUCCUGGAUCUCAUUUUUACUUGAAAGAGGCAGCAAAUGAAAAAUAUCUACUGGACCACAUCACAAAACAUCUUGAGACAGCAGAGAUGGACUAUUUAUAGAAACUCUGUCUUUUUUUUAUUAUCUAACUGCAAACAUGAUACAUUUAUGAUAUAACUACAAUUUAUUUUUAAUUCAUAUUCACUGAUGGAACACAUUUUCUUAAUAAUCAGAAUAGACACAGAAAGUAAACUAAUUGAUGCCAAAAUAAUCAUUCCAUUAAUUGUGCAAAGAAAUAUUCAUGACUUAUUUUGACCAAUAAAUCAUGAAUAACUUAGAUGUACACAGAUACAGUAAUGUUAGAGGAUAAAAAUAUGCUAUAUGAAAAUAAUUGUCAAGUAUUCAAUGUAAAACUGAUCAAUGCAAAAUUGUAUGUAUUUAAACAGAAGGAAUGGUUGAAUGAAAGGGGGAGGGGGAACUAUUAAUAACAUUUCAAAAUAAAAUUUGUACAUUUUCUGAAUAAAAAGGUGAAAAGUG